Molecule: messenger RNA, 1844 nt
Organism: Amyelois transitella
Lineage: Eukaryota; Metazoa; Arthropoda; Insecta; Lepidoptera; Pyralidae
Exons: 9
Coding region: 190-1821 (543 amino acids)
Biological process (GO): transcription initiation at RNA polymerase II promoter; RNA polymerase II preinitiation complex assembly
Cellular component (GO): SLIK (SAGA-like) complex; SAGA complex; transcription factor TFIID complex
Molecular function (GO): protein heterodimerization activity; transcription coactivator activity; RNA polymerase II general transcription initiation factor activity
Source: RefSeq, a predicted model, not a curated record
AUGAAAAAAGCUUGUUGAGUGAGCUUGAGGAUUUUAAUAGUAACAAGAAUAUUUUAUAAAUUGAACGCUAAAAGAUUUAUAAACGCAUGGGUUUAAUUAACAAUCUACCUACGUUUACUAUACUUAAGUGACACAUUGUUAUAAAAGUCAGUAGUCUUUUUAUGAUGAGAUUUUAGGCAAGUUCGUACUAUGCCUAAUUCAUCAUCAAGCAGCAAGAAUUACAACAAAAAGAGCAGUAGUUCCCGUGACAGAAACAAGUCCGUAGCAUCGGAAUCUGGUGGUUCUAGUCAGUGUGAUACACCACCGCUUGUAGAGAAGGAUGGAACUACAUCACAAGGAAGAUAUGCUGGAAUCGGUCCAGAGUCAGUUCUAUGCAUGGCAGAGCAAGUUGGAGCAGAAAUAAAUACAGAGGCCGCUACUAGUCUGGCGGAAGAUGUGAGCUACAAGCUUCGACAAACUAUUAGUGCAAUUUCAUUGCAAAGUGAAAUGUUGAAGAAGUCCCGUUUGGAUUGUUGGGAUGUAAACUCUGCACUUACAUUAUCUGAUUCAAGCCCAGUUGUAGGAACCACUACCUCACAAUACGCUGUUAUUGGUGAAGAGAAGAUUUGCGUCCAAUUAGAAAACUUAAUAAAUGUAACAGAUAUAGCGCUGAAGAGUCAAUCCUACACAUACUAUACACUACCUACAUAUACGUUGGAAUGGAUCACUGACGACAAGAGUCUUAGUAAUAACAAUAUCAGCGUUCAUCUACAGAAUUACUACACUAGAGUGGCUAGAGCAAUUCUGAAUCUCAAAAGAAAACCAAAAGAGGUAGCCGUGGAAGACCUGACCACAAACACAAGAAUUGGUCCGAUAUUCCCCAAUCUGUUCAACUUGGCUGUUUUAGUGCUGAAUGACGAUAAUCUGAACGCCCUCAAUGUUCCCAAUAAGAAGCCAUUGCAGGCCAAUGUGUUAGAUAUGGUGGACGCCCUCUGCUCCAACCCUUGCAGCUUAGAUACAAAUAUACAGCAACAGUUUCAGAGACUGUUUCCAGUAAUGGUGUCAAAUAUACUCGGAAAUGGUUCACUUGCAGAGAAAAUGGUUGCUAUACUAACAAAAAUCACAAGGACUUGGCCAUCUUUUAUAUCAAUAGGAAAAGGCAUCCUAUUCGACUAUUUAUCACAAGGUACGAAGGAGCGGCUCACAGCGCCGAUGAUCAAAUGCGUAUUGGCUUUGGGACGCCAAGCGCUGGUAGAAUGUUUAGGAGACCACUUGGAGCACAUAGACCUGUGUAUGAACUUGCCGAGGCGGAAUCAUUUGCAGUGUGAUUUGAGAGAAAGUAUAUUGGACGCAUCAACCUGUCUCCUAAAACCGGAACCAACCACCUACCUCGAAGACUAUGUGAUGACUGAUUAUACCCUUUAUGAAAUGCUGGGCGAUUCUAUAAUGCCACGCCGGAAAUUAUACCGCGAAACAGAUAACCGUCAAAGGGAAGAUUCUGUUCCCGAAAAGACGCCCGACGAAGAGUACUACGCGCCUCGGCCCUUCAUAAGGCGGUCUAAAGUCAGGCUCAUACCCGCUAUCACCUCAAACAAGAUUAGGCCUAACAGAGACGCAGUAUUUGAAGCAACUAGAUUUAGUAAUAAGCCAAAACCUAUUAGAAUAAAAAUAAAAAAUUGUAGAUUGUUAGACGUCGCCAAGAAAAAAAUCGAAAUGCCUCAUGUACCUUUCACGUGUCGAGCUACAAAUGUAGCAGUGGCUAGUGGACUGUUAAAUAGAUUUAGGUAUAGAUUAAGGAGUAAAACGAACGCGUUUCCUGUAAUUGGAACGUUUGUUUUGUAAGUCCUCGAUAGGAAUUGAAAUAA